Cloeon dipterum is the source of this 1119-nucleotide messenger RNA. RefSeq names its product mitochondrial ribosomal protein L19 (gene mRpL19). Gene Ontology annotation, molecular function: structural constituent of ribosome. Bases 169 to 1062 code for a protein of 297 amino acids. The transcript is spliced from 5 exons. Gene Ontology annotation, biological process: translation. The record is from RefSeq and is a predicted model, not a curated record. Gene Ontology annotation, cellular component: ribosome; mitochondrial large ribosomal subunit. Lineage: Eukaryota; Metazoa; Arthropoda; Insecta; Ephemeroptera; Baetidae.
CUCACGACUCAAACUCCACACGGCAGUCCGGAGCGGUCCGGAGGGUGAAUGGUGAACUCUCAAUUCCGUCUUAAAUUUGUGUAUUCUGAGUGAAUGCGAAAACUUAGAAUUCCGAGGACUUCAUCAUAAUUCUUUACAAGACCAUCUUUUAAUUUAAAAAAUAUCAAAAUGUCUAACUUCGUGCUCUUUCAAUUAAGAAAAUCAACAGUUGCAUUGUCGGCAAUCAGUCAGCUCUCUCAAAGGUUGCAAAGUACCUCAAGCCAGGUGGUAGUUCGGGAGAAAACAAAGAGGGAGCAGAAAAGGGUAGUGCCUCCAAAUUACCGUCACAUCUACCCAGAGUUUCUUCCUGACCCUAACAUGGAGUUUAGAAACUCUGUCAGGGAAAAGCUGGAGAGGACUGAUAUGAUCAAUCGUCGAUCCAGAAUAGAAAUUCCCGAAUUCUACGUCGGCUCCAUCUUGGCCGUCACCAGUUCAGACGAGCACGCAGUUGGCAAAACCACCAAAUUCGUUGGCAUUUGCAUUCAACGAGAAUUUUGUGGACUCCGAGCAAAUUUCACCCUGAGAAAUGUUGUCGAUAAUCUUGGCGUGGAAAUCAAGUAUGAAAUGUACGACCCUCGCCUUCAGAGAGUGCAAGUUCUACGCUUGGAGAAGAGACUUGACAGUGAACUGCUUUACCUUCGGGAUGCAGAUCCAGAGUUCAGUACCUUCCCGUUCGACAUGGAUGCAGAGUUUCUCAACGAGGGCGCUCCUGUGCCGGUUAAUCCUUUGAAGGUCAAUUUGAGACCUCCUCCCUGGUACGCCAGAUGGGAAAGGCUACAGCCCAAAGGCGCCAUCAUUCCUGAACUGAGAGGAAGGCGUAAAGAGAAGUCUGAACAGUGGCUGGAGAAGUUCUCUGAGCCUUGGGAGAAAUAUGACUUGAUGAAGCAGUAUAGGAAAACUAUUCCGGAAGAAGAGCAGGACUCUAUUUAUUCUGAUAUCUACUCUGAGCUGCAUCAAAUGGAAAUUGCCAGCAAAAAAUUGAAGAGGAAAAAGGCAUUUGUAAAACCAAAGAAAACUGGAUAAUUGAUGCUUUUUUUGCUUCUGUAGAAAAAUAUAAAUAUAAUGUUGAAGAUUCUUCAA